Camarhynchus parvulus is the source of this 1107-nucleotide messenger RNA. RefSeq names its product COMM domain containing 5 (gene COMMD5). Bases 32 to 688 code for a protein of 218 amino acids. NCBI's taxonomy places the organism in Eukaryota, Metazoa, Chordata, Aves, Passeriformes, Thraupidae. The record is from RefSeq and is a predicted model, not a curated record. Gene Ontology annotation, cellular component: nucleus. The transcript has 7 exons.
GGCGCGCGGCCGGCGGGCGGGAGGCGCGGCCAUGGCGGCCGGCGCGGCGCAGGGGCUCGGCGAGGGCGGCGGCGGCCGCGGGUUCCUGGGCCCGCGAGUGCCGGCCGAGGUGGAGGCCAUGGCCAGGGGCGUGCAGGACGUGGGCAAGGAGACCUUCCGGCGGCUCCUCAAAGUCACUGUUAGUGCAUUGGAAGGAAAAGACUGCAGGGAAUCUGUCAGGCUGAUUGCAGAAAGUGCUAACCUCUCAGAAGAGCAACUUGCUUUCCUCAUUUCUGGCAUGUACACCCUCCUCCGAGAAGCAUUGAGACUUCCCUUAUCAACUUUCAAACAAGAAGUUUUUAAAGAAGACCUGAAGGAGCUCAGAAUACCAGAAGAUUUCAUUGUGGACUUUUCCAGUGUAGUCUUUGGUAACAGGCGUCCCCCUUCCGAAGGCACAGCUCUGGUACAAAGAAGUCGGCUGCCAAGUAUCCAGGACUUCAAGUGGAGAGUGGAUGUAGCUAUAUCCACAAGUUCACUGGCCCGUGCACUCCAGCCAUCCAUUCUGAUGAUGAUGAAGCUUUCAGAUGGGACAGCUCAUCGCUUUGAAGUGCCAGUUGCAAAGUUUCAAGAACUGAGGUACAAUGUUGCCCUCAUACUGAAGGAAAUGAAUGAUUUGGAGAAGAGGAGCAUACUGAAGAUCCAAGACUGAGCACUUUUAAAUUGGGAGUUUAGAGAAGAGAUCUGAAACCCUCAGCAUGUUUGGUGAAUGCAAAACAGGGGACCAUCACCACUUUGCCUCUAUGAACUUCAAUGUGGCAUUUAUAAUGUCUGCUGUAAAUAUUUUUUUUUUCAAUUCAAGUGUUUAAAGCACAAGCUCUUUUUGUAAGACUUAGGAAAAACAAAACAUUUAUCUAUGAAAAAGUAUAAUGCUCUUUGUGAACAUUUUUGCAUGAUUCAUCAAGACAUUUUUUAAAUAACCAUCUUAAUAGAUGUUAGAGUCAUUUAUUUCUGAUUAUGAUUCAUAAUUCUAAUGUUUUUUGAUAGUGUGCUACCGGAAGCCCUAUCAAUGUGUAUGUAUCAUAAUAAAACUCUGCAAUAUUUCAAAUAAAAAAUAAAAUAACAAACCCA